Messenger RNA from Agrilus planipennis (emerald ash borer), 1710 nucleotides. RefSeq names its product Golgi phosphoprotein 3 homolog sauron. The coding region runs from base 306 to 1166 and encodes 286 amino acids. The transcript is spliced from 4 exons. Gene Ontology annotation, cellular component: Golgi cisterna; cytosol; trans-Golgi network. Gene Ontology annotation, molecular function: phosphatidylinositol-4-phosphate binding. The record is from RefSeq and is a predicted model, not a curated record. Lineage: Eukaryota; Metazoa; Arthropoda; Insecta; Coleoptera; Buprestidae. Gene Ontology annotation, biological process: Golgi to plasma membrane protein transport; Golgi organization; retrograde vesicle-mediated transport, Golgi to endoplasmic reticulum.
UUCUUUUAAAAAACUGCUACGCAGUAAGUGAAUUUAUACAAGACAGUACUUCUUUUCUGACUUCUACCCAAAAUGCAUGCGUUUAAAAAAAUUAAUGAAUAUUUUCAAAAUUUCAAAUACUAACUCAUUUAUGUUGUGAACCACACUAUCAAUUUGACAUUUCGCCAUGUUUAUUGACUUGUUAAACGUCAACAUUGAAAUUUCACAAUUAAAGCUUUAUUGAAGCUCCUAAAUUAUCAUAUAUACCCAUACUCUGCGAAAAAAUAGAAUAUAUAUUAGUAAACUGACUGUGAUUCCUAUUGAAAAUGAAUCGUACUGAUGGACUCAUACAAAGAAAAAAUAUAACUCGUGAAAGUAGUGAAGGUGUGACUAAGGAACAGCAUGGAUUUGAUAAGAAAGAUGAUCGAGUUGAUGACUUAGAAGAUGGAGACUCAAAAGAAACUCGAUUAACACUAAUGGAAGAAGUUCUACUUCUCGGACUUAAAGAUAAAGAGGGUUACACUUCAUUUUGGAAUGAUUGUAUAUCUAGUGGCUUAAGGGGGUGCAUCUUGGUUGAACUCGGAUUACGAGGAAGAAUAGAGUUGGAGAAGGCUGGCAUGAGACGCAAGGGACUUUUAUCUCGAAAGCUAAUUCUUAAAAGUGAUACCCCUACAGGUGAUGUUUUAUUGGAUGAAGCUUUAAAACAUAUAAAAGAAACAGAUCCACCUGAAACUGUUCAAAGUUGGAUUGAAUAUUUAAGUGGCGAGACAUGGAAUCCGCUAAAAUUGCGAUAUCAACUCAAAAACGUGAGAGAACGUUUAGCAAAGAAUUUAGUUGAAAAGGGCGUUUUAACCACUGAGAAACAGAAUUUUUUGCUUUUUGAUAUGACAACCCAUCCUCUUACCGACAACGUUACAAAAUGUCGCCUUGUUAAAAAGAUUCAAGAUGCAGUAUUAACAAAAUGGAUAAAUGAUCCACAACGCAUGGAUAAGCGAAUGCUGGCUCUGAUAUUCCUUGCCCAUGCCAGUGAUGUUUUAGAGAAUGCUUUUGCCCCGCUCAAUGACGAUGAUUACGAGCUAGCAUCAAAAAGAGUCCGAGAACUUCUGGAUUUGGAUUUUGAACAAGAAUCUGUUAAGCCAAAUUCUACAGAAGUUUUAUGGGCAGUGUUUGCUGCAUUUACCAAGUAAUUCUAAAAAAACGGAAAUACAUGAAGUAAAAGUAAAAUCAGUGUUAACAAGAAACGUGUUAUAGUAACGACUUGUUUACUCCAUCUGAAAAAGACUGUUUUUUACUUAAAAUUUUAUUGAUUUACAUGCAUCAAUGUAUAUCAGAUUAAAUGUGUUUGUAAAAAGGGACAGUGUAUUAAAAAUUUAAACUAGCAACUACUUAUUAAAAUUAAAAUGAAUUCUUUACACUGUUACUUUUGAUACUACUAUACUGGGAAUAUUUUUUGAUAUGUAUCAAGUGUCAUAAAAAUUAGUAGUGAUAUAAUUUAUAUCUUUUUCAUGCCUACAAAUUUUAUUGUGUAUGUAUUAAACACUUUAGUAUUUAUAUUUUCAUUAUUUGUUAUGUGCAUCAGUUGCACUUUGUGAUCAUAUAAAAUUUGUUUAUACAUAAAACGCCCAAUAAGCAAACAUCAUAAUUAACUUCCUUCGAGCAGGUUAAUGUAUUGUAUUACGAUUAUUCAAUUUUAAUGAUGUAAUUGGCACGAAUUAUUGUAUUGUAAUAAUA